CGGGCAAGCGCAUUCCCCAGCCCUUUCUCUCCCAUUAUAUGUAUGUUUAUGUAGUUUGGAUCUAGAGAAAUCAUUCUGUUUGAAGGUUUGAUUACAGGAAAAUGGAGCAAGUCGGCGAAACAGAAGUGGAAUCUCAGGUCUAUAUGGCUUGCAUUGCACACAGUCAGCGAAUUGGAAUCUCUUACUACAAUUCAAGUGUUCGCCAACUCUAUGUGAUGGAAGUUUGGGAAGAUGGCAGACAGGAUUUUCCUCUAAUAGAUAUGGUAAAAUAUCAAGCCAAGCCUUUGAUCAUUUAUGCAAGCACUAAAACUGAAGAGUCCCUUUUAGUGGCUUUGCAACGACAUGAUGGAACAUGUGAGGUUCCAGUGAAGCUUAUGAAAAGCUCAUUAUUCAGCUAUGAGCAAGCAUGGCACAGAUUGAUAUAUCUUCGGGUAACAGGGAUGGAUGAUGGAUUGAACAUCAAGGAGAGAAUUAGUUUUCUUAGUUCUAUGAUGGACAUGGGAAGUGAACUUCAAGUUCGUGCAAGCGGAGGACUUUUGGCCAUACUUGAGAAUGAAAGGAUCAUAGAUACCAUUGAACAAAAGGAAGCUGGAACUACAAUUACAAUUGACUCUGUCACAGAGAUCUCAUUAGAUAAAUUUCUGAAGGUAGAUGCUGUUGCUCAUGAGGCAUUGCAAAUAUUCCAAAUAGACAAGCAUCCAAGCCAUAUGGGCAUUGGUAGAGCAAAGGAAGGGUUUUCUGUUUUUGGGAUGAUGAAUAAGUGUGUAACGCCAAUGGGUAGACGUCUGUUGAGGAGCUGGUUCUUGAGGCCUAUACUAGAUCUCAAUGAUCUUAAUGGUCGACUAAAUGCUAUAUCAUUCUUCCACCAUUCUGAAGAAUUAUUAGCUUCUUUACGGGAGACUCUGAAGUCUGUCAAGGAUAUACCCCACAUACUGAAGAAAUUCAAUUCCCCAAGUUCUGCAUGUACAACUGGUGAUUGGACAUCUUUUUUGAAGAGCAUCUCUUCACUCCUGCACGUGAACAUGAUAUUUGAAGUUGGCAUUUCUGGAAACCUUUCAGAACAAGUGAAGACUUUGAAUUUGGACAUUGUUGAAAAAGCCGGUUCAUUUAUCUCAAUGGAAUUGGCUUAUGUAUAUGAGUUGGCAAUUGGUGUUAUUGAUGUAAACAGAAGCAAGGACAAAGGUUAUGAGACAUUGGUGAAGGAUGGGUUUUGCGAUGAGUUGGAUGAGCUGAGGCAAAUAUAUGAGGAAUUACCAGAAUUUCUGGAAGAGGUUUUGUCAUUGGAACUUGAUAGACUUCCUAGUAUGUCUGGAGAAAAGUUUCUUCCUUCCAUUGUUUAUAUACAUCAAAUAGGAUACCUGAUGUGCAUUUUUGGAGAAAAACUUACUGAAACUACACUAGCAAGUCUUCAAGAUUUUGAAUUUGUAUUCUCAGAUGAAGAUGGUGACACCAAAAAAUACUUCUAUCGCACCUCCAAGACAAGAGAGUUGGAUAGCCUUCUUGGAGAUAUGUAUCACAAAAUCUUAGACAUGGAGAGGGCAAUUACUAGAGACUUGGUGUCACGCAUUCUUCUAUUUGCAGCACAUCUUCUCAAGGCUGUGAGUUUUGCAGCCGAACUUGAUUGCCUUCUAUCACUUGCACUGGUUGCACGCCAAAACAAUUACGUGAGGCCAAUUUUGAGUAUGGAGAACUUGCUUGAGAUACGGAAUGGAAGACAUGUCUUGCAGGAAAUUACAGUAGACACCUUCAUCCCAAAUGAUACAAAGAUCGAUCAUGAUGGAAGGGUUAACAUCAUUACAGGUCCCAAUUAUUCGGGGAAAAGUAUCUACAUAAAGCAGGUAGCUUUAAUUGUUUUCCUUUCCCACAUUGGAAGUUUUGUGCCAGCAGAUGCUGCUACUGUGGGCUUGACUGACAGGAUAUUCUGUGCAAUGGGAAGCAAACUUAUGAUGGCUGAGCAGUCAACAUUUAUGAUUGAUCUGCAUCAAGUAGGAAUUAUGCUUAGGCAUGCAACUCCUCGAUCUUUAUGCUUGUUGGAUGAAUUUGGUAAAGGCACUCUUACUGAAGAUGGUGUAGGUCUACUGGGUGGAACUAUGAAUCAUUUUGCCAAUUGCUCCGACCCUCCAAAGGUUUUGGUCUGCACUCAUUUGACCGAGAUAUUUUAUGAUAGUUGCUUACUGGAGUCUGAAAAAAUUAAGUAUUACACCAUGAGUGUGCUAAGACCAGAUGACAAUACAGAUGUUGAAGAAAUUGUAUUUCUAUACAGGCUUGUUCCUGGACAUGCACUUCUUAGCUACGGGUUACAUUGUGCAUUACUUGCCGGUGUUCCUGAGGAAGUUAUAAAGAGAGCAGCAUUCGUGUUAGAUGCCAUCGGAACAAAUAAGCACAUUGAGCGAGUCCGCAACGAGAAGAUAUCAGCUCAAGAUCAGCAAUACCAGGAUGCAGUUGACAAGAUGUUAAACUUUGAUGCUCUCAAGGGAGAUCUUAACCUCUUCUUCCAGGAUAUCUUUCCUCAUUAAAUUUUCCUGAAAACACGAGAGCGGCCCUCAUCUUUGCCCAUCUAUGAAUUCAUGAGUACAGGUAAGUUGGAGCUUGUCAUGAUUUCCUCCACAUUUAGGAUUUUCGCAAUGAACUGCUAAGAUCGAAAAUUGUUCUUCUUUUGGCAUCAAUAUUUGAGCAGUAUAAUCAGUUUCUAUCUGAUCAAAGAAUUUUGCAAUUUGGCAUAUCUGUUAUCUUGAUUGAUGACAUACAUAAAUGCAUAAAAAUAUAGUUCCAUA
Messenger RNA from Diospyros lotus (date-plum), 2774 nucleotides. RefSeq names its product DNA mismatch repair protein MSH5. Bases 102 to 2516 code for a protein of 804 amino acids. Lineage: Eukaryota; Viridiplantae; Streptophyta; Magnoliopsida; Ericales; Ebenaceae. The transcript is spliced from 34 exons. Gene Ontology annotation, biological process: chiasma assembly; mismatch repair. Gene Ontology annotation, molecular function: mismatched DNA binding; ATP binding; ATP-dependent DNA damage sensor activity. The record is from RefSeq and is a predicted model, not a curated record. Gene Ontology annotation, cellular component: nucleus.